Amoebophrya sp. A25 is the source of this 5769-nucleotide messenger RNA. Lineage: Eukaryota; Dinophyceae; Syndiniales; Amoebophryaceae. The record is from the annotation of a GenBank genome assembly.
GGAGGAGUUGUCAUGGAUCGAGGUGAGUCCUCUAUUUCCGCAGGAUCUUGGCCUCUAUUUGUUGAUCUUGUCGAAAGGAGCAAGAUCCUCUGUUUCCACAGGAUCGAGGGAUUAAGCUGUUUGGUCGCCAAAGCUGUUUUUUGACAGCGAGGUAGGAUCACGUAGAAUCGAGUAAACCAUGGUCGAGCAAGUUCCUUCCGAGGCGGCAGCCCCGGAGGUGCAUCCUGCGCCAGAGAGCGCCUCUCAGGAGGUCCCUCCACCACCGAAACCUAGAACCGAAGAAGAAAAAAGGGCAGCUAGGAAAGCAGACGAAGCGAGAAUGGUAGCGGAGAUGAAUCGGAGAGGGUACUAUCAAUAAAAGGUCGAUGCUCUCUUGUGGCAUGUGACGUAUACUAUUGGAGGAAAAUCAAAAUCAAAAGUUUUUUACCUUCACCUCUCACUCCGUUCGCACUUCUAGCUCUUUUUCUGUUGUCACGAUAAAACUUUGCGUCUACAAGGCCCACGUGGUGCUAGAUUUGUAUAUAAUUGAUUAAAACGGCGGUAGCAUAUAGUCCUAUGGAAGAAGAAAAAAAGUCAACGCAGAUAGUUUUAGGGUUUGGCCGUUGUGACACGGUCUUCUUGCUCUCCCGGUAUGUAAAUUUUGUAAAUGGAUUGUUUAAGUAGUUGAAUGGGAGGCGGCAUGUAGUCCUAUGGAAAAAAAAAACAACGCAGAAUUUUUGCGAGUAAUGAAUGAAUGAAUAAAGGAACACAUUUCCUAUCGCCUAUCGAGCACUUCCGCACAAAGAAAAAACCAAAAAAAAGGUACGAAAUAGUCCCGCCCAACAGCGACGACGAUUGUGACCCGCAUGACAUGCAGGGUAUGAGCAAGUAUCCUUCGUGUCCUCCAGAUGUGUGCAAGGAGAAGGGCAAUCUAGCCUUCAAGGAAAAGAAGUACAAACGAGCAAUCAAGUACUAUCAAGGCGGGCUGAAGGGCAUCAUGGGUAUGCUAUGUAAGGGACCAGAGAUGCUACGAGACGAAAAGCUGUCAGAGUUGGACCUGGUGCUGAAUUUGAACACGGCACAAUGCCACAUCAGUCUGGGAGAGCCGGAACUUGGUAUUACCUACUGCGACAAGGCAUUGAGGAGAAGAGACGCUUUGAGUACGCCACAACUGGCGAAAGCGCUUUACAGGAAAGCCAUGUGCUACGGGGAACAGAAGACGAAGACUAGAGUUAUGCUUGCGGAAUUGGAGUUCUUGUUUCUUUGUUCUUAUCCAGAUUCAGUGUCGUAGUCAUGAAAGACUGAUCUGAUUCUCAAGUUGUAGCAUCAUCUAUUCCUAGUAAGGGAGAUAUCUUCACGCUUUAUCGAUUCCCUCUCUUCCCUUUCAUACCGCAAACCAUGGACAUUCUUGAGGACUGGAAGAUUUGUUUCAUUGUACCUACUCACUGUCGUAGCCAUGUAGAUAGUAUCCUCUGAUGUAAAUAGUGUCCAUUAAUGUACUUAGUCAUCUUCUGCAGGAGAAGUCAUCUUGACCUUGGCUUCCUAUAAAGGAUCCUAUCCUCUUUCAUACCCCAAACUAUGGACAUUCUUGAGGACCUCCUGCACAAUGUGGACCCAGACAACAAGGCUGCCCAGCAAUACUACAAUGUCAAGAAGAGGGAGUGGCUGGCGCAAAAGAAGAAAGACAAAAGCACCAUGAAGAAGCUCUUUGGUGCCUUCGAGAAGGAGUCAGGCUCCUUGAGGAUGGAGAAAUUAGCUGCACAGAGGAGAAAACUAGAGCUGUUCUUUGGAGGGGGUACAAGUACAAGUACAAGAAGUACAAAUACAAGUACAAGUACAACGGCAGGAACAACAGGAACAACAGGAAAGGAACAGUCCCCAGUGAGUCCUAGCGCUGGACCUACGACAGCAUCGAGUUCGUCAUCGUCACCGCUGUUAUGAAGGAAGGUUUGUGCUAGGUAAUCCAUCAAGAAUGAGCUAAACGGCCUCUCAAAUGAUUCCUCUACUUGAUACCUCUUCUUCCUCUAAGCUCAGGACAUUUAGACGAGAACUUUCUCUAUGUUUUUUCCGAUGACGCUGUUGAUCUUUUCGGAUUAAGGAAUAGAAGCCCGUCGAAGCCAGCUGCAGGUAUCGGAAAUGGAGGCGAGCGUGGAAGUGGAGAAGAGACUUGUCGAGAUGGAGAGUCCGGGUCUGUCGAAAACGAACGAGAAGCUGCUUCUGCUGCAGGGCCGAAGACUAAAUUUAAGGCAAAAGUCGACUUGUAAAGGCAAUUUUCUUUUUCGCCAUUUCUAGUUUCGUGUUCUUCUUUUUCGUACGUCUAAUGUGUGACUUCUACGCCUGUAAGAUUUCGUUGCUUGAAUUCCACUAGAUUUCUUUUUCUCAUCAAAGGGAGUAGAUGAGUACUACGAGAUGAUGCCAUGUUAUGCCCCUAACGCAGCUAAUGGCGCGGAUUGGAAGGAGGAGCUGUCAAAUAUGGCGAAAACGAUGUCUCCUUUAGAGCUCGCGCAAGUGUGCCAAUCGGUAAAAAGUCACGAUCGAAAAAUGUGGCCACACCAACUGCGAGAUACCUGUCUCUACUCUCUGAUGCAGCAUUGCCUCACUGUGGAGUCGGAGCCGUCUGCUGGACGUGAUAUGUUAUGGUGAGGAGUUGCAGCUAUCUAAUACGAAGUGCGGGAAGUGGUAGACAGAGGGGCCUUCGUGGUCAGCAUUUUUGCACGACGGGGCAGCGGGGCUAAGGUGUAGCUGCGUCGCACGUGCUCCGCGCACAUCGAAAGCGGAGAAUGCCCGCCGCCGUGUGGUCGCCGCUCCUCGCGCGCUGCCGUGGUCCCUACGGCGAACCUGACGGAGGCAAGCGCGCGAAAGCAGUCAGGGGCGCCCGAGGCAGGUGGGAGACCGUGCCCCAGCGGCGGGGGCGCGCCUCGGUUCGCCGCCGCUCACUUGGGAGGCGUUCGGAUGGCAGGCGUGGCAGUGCGGCUUUACGCAUGGGGACGUGGCUGAAGGAAAUGAGCGGUCAGGCGCUCUUUUCGACGGACUCGCGCAGGGUGUUCCAACGUCCCUGCAAUGCUUGACACGAUGCAGAAGCGCCCCCGCCAAGGGUACUUGGAUGCAAAUCGAAAAGCGACCGAGUUGGCGGGAAUGUGUUGCCCUCGGUUGGCUCUGCUUCUAGACGGCAGCGGCGCAGCUAUCGGCAAGCGCCCCGCUUAGGGGCUCGGGCUAGAUGCGAGGGGGCCCGAAGGGUGCCGCCUGUCGGCAUGCGCCACAGAUAUAGCGGGCGAAAUCGCCCAUGGAAUGACGGCGCCCCGUGGGGCUUUCUCCUGGGCGCGGCGAUCCUAAGACCAAAGAGGAGGCCCACCGUGGCGGCUGGGCUCAUGCGGGUGACGUGGUAAGAGGUGCCCCAACAGAAGAGGCGCGAAGCCUUGGAAUGUGCACAGGCGCACCGCCGAAGCCCACCGUUCAUUCUAGCUGUGUCGAAUUGAUGGGGCAGCAUGACAAGGAAGGCCCCGCCGGUGCACCAGGUAAAAAGGGGGCGGCCUCUCCUGCGGCUUGGUGUUCCCGCGCGCGGUCCGGCCCCGCCGCUUCGGCUGCUGAUUUGGGGCCACACUCUCGCCAGAGGGGACAAGCGGCGGAAAGUUAGAAGAGGACCGCGCCCACGACCCAGCCGCACAGAGGAACGCGCCCGCCUGGAGAUUACCAGGGCCAGACGCGUGCGGGUGCAACAGAGUAAACCCAGGAAACAGACCCGACGCGCCAGGGUUUCCCCUUCAAGGAAGCGGGCUGCGUCUUUCAGGCUACGGAUGAAGGCGGCCGCCCAGGUCGUGAGAUACUGACUCUCGGCGAGGCGGGGAGCGAGUCGCGUAUGGCGUAAAAUCUUGAAAAAUGGCGGGGGUGCUGCGCUGGGUCGCCUGCUGCCCGUGCGGGGCUGAAUGAAGGCGCUGACAGAUUGGCGGCGCCCGACGUUGCUUACUGUUUUAGAGAGGGCCCCCAAAUGGGGCGGGUAUGCUCGAGAGUUAGCAGGAGGCCGCGCGAGCCUGCCGCAGAAAGCACAAGGCUGGCCACAGAGGCGGAAGGAGUGGGGCGGCGUGGUGAGGAUUCUCGCAGAAAGGAGGCGCAGGAACAGCGGGGCCGGCAGCUGGCUCCUUCGCUUGGCUGUGUCUCUCUCGUGGCCGUUCAGUGUUUUCGGGGGUUCUUUGCCGUGUUGCUCUGUCUUGGGAGGGGGCGGCGCCGGCGAGACAGGCGGCGCCAGCCCAUCACUGCAUUUCUGGACUUUGUUUUGGCCCCAUCAGUCGAAGCUGGUAGCUGUCUGUCGGUUUUGGCGGGGCUUUUAUCUUCAUCUCACCGCCGGCUGUGUUCCUUGCGCGUUGUCUGCUGAUGUGUGCCGGUGUCGUGCCAGCCUUUCGGCGGCCUUGCCCUCUCGUUUUUUCACAGGCCAAAUAGGCCUCCUAGAUACAGUGUAGUGACGCCAGAAGUUGGACCAAGAGCAGACCUUCUGCGCGCUCUGCGCGAGUGACUACACACUUACUUACUUUUGCUCUAAUUUUCGGCCCGAACUCGAGCGUGACUCUCUGGUUUCUGGGCGCCUCUGGAUCUUUUGAGCUCCAGUUUUUGGACCCCGAGUCGUGGCUUGACGCGAUUCCCGCAGCAAAGAUCAGACUCGUUUGUGUAGGUUUUCUUGGGGAGAAGACUCCGGAGGAAGCGGAUAUUCCCGAUCGAAAUAAACCAGAAAGCGAUGGCGUCUGGAAGCGGGUAGAGCGGCCUACGACUAGUGGCGCUAGCAGGGAAUGCGUUAUCUUAUGAAGAAGGCCCGUCAUUUAAGUAUCUGAACCUUUCUCUUGCGAUAAGUGUUGCGUUGAUCUAAAUUGUGAUUGUGAUCGAAAAUUUAUCCUUCAGCCAUUCUUUCACCUAGGUUAUCCAUCCCAGUAAGGCACACUUCACCAUUGAUUUAGCCGUUAUUGCAUGUUUCUAAUCGUGGAGGCGUACCAUGGCAAGGCAGAGGAGGUGCUUUUUCAAGCUGGUGGAGGCUGCUUCUACGAGAAGGGCGCAGGAGAUGAGCCCCAUAUGGUUUUCCUGUUGCAGCCUUAUCUUAAGACUGGUCUUAUACUUGGUAGCAUCGUUUUGAGUACUUGAUUUGAAGUAGGUGACCUAGAUAGACCCAUCAAAUGUUUAGCUCGUACAGUUUUAACUUUUGAUAAAGCGCUCUUUCUCUCUCUCUAAUCACUUCCAUCGAUAUCUUACCUCUUGGUGGGAGCCAGUGCAGCGACUGAUUGAAGAAAAGCUUCCAUUCUGCAUCAUCGGAGGUUCAGAACCGGACUACAGUUUUACACAAGACGUGAAAAUCCUCGAAACUGCAGGAGCGCGUGUUGUGCUAGGGCCCGUGAAGAGUCCGUACCCCAUGCGAUUAGAUCAGGCAGCCAAGUGUCACCACAUCAUCGUAUCACAGGGAGGACCAGCAAGACGUGGGAUGACAUCCAUGAAUGCGAAGCUGGAAUUAUUGGCGGCGGAUGUUCAUUUGGUGGGGAAAUAGCAGUUUUUGGAUGCUUAGCUUCUGCUACUGUAUUAUAUGGACGGGCGAUAAAGACGUUGUCAAUAUCUACGCUCUUCAUGAGCCUAAGAUUUUUUCAAUGGUAAAACUACGCUUCGAAAGACCAUACCACGUACCAAUUAUGAAACUUUCUCUUGAUCUCCCACCAACCUUACUCUCGUAAACUAGCUGACAGCGCGUCACCUCUUUCCAUGUGGAUGGUAUGGCGUCUACAUGCAAUGAAAAAUUUACUACGUGGUCAAAGACGAGUC